This is a messenger RNA of Vombatus ursinus (common wombat), 1819 nucleotides long. Its product is annotated as XK-related protein 2-like. Gene Ontology annotation, cellular component: membrane. Bases 484 to 1758 code for a protein of 424 amino acids. The transcript has 4 exons. NCBI's taxonomy places the organism in Eukaryota, Metazoa, Chordata, Mammalia, Diprotodontia, Vombatidae. The record is from RefSeq and is a predicted model, not a curated record.
GAAUCAGGAGCAGGAGGACAAGCAAUGGGAGGAGCAAAAGCAGGAGCUCCUGCUCCUCCAGCUUCUCCCCCUUCUCCUCCUUCUUCUUCUUUAACUUUCUUGAUAUUAUCCUUGCUUGCCUCCAUGCCUCAUUGUUAGAACAUACUUAUGUUUUGGUUUCAUGCUUUUAUUCUUUUGCAAUCUUCUUGAAAGACUUUGCUGAUUAUGGCUGCACCAACUCCUACAGCCCUCUCUAAGACACCUCUCUCAGGGGCAGGUGAGAGUAGGAAUAUAACUCCUUCAAGAUCCCCUAAGCCUUAAUGGAGGCCAAUCAAGGCAGGACAGAUUCCUGUUUAUCUAUCAAAUGUUCACAUCCCCUACCCCCAACCUCUCAAACAAACAAACAAACAGACCCUGAAAAGCAUCUUGUUCACUGCUAUUUGGCCAGAAUCUGAAGUUGGAAUUAACUGAUCAGAAAAAUCUGUUAUACUCAGCACCCUGAAGAUGGACACAGUUUAUGAAGGUACUGAUGAAGAAGGUGAUAUUCCGACUCUGGAGGAAGGAACAAUACGUGGCACCAGUCCCCAGGUUACAUUCCCAUUUAGCAUUCUAUUUUCCACAUUCCUCUACUGUGGUGAGGUUGCUUCUGCUAUCUACAUGAUUGAUAUAUAUAGAAAAAGUAAUGACAGGUUCUGGACGGUAUUUACAUCCAUCUUCUGCUUUGGUGGAUCUAUUAUGGACCAACUGACUCUAAUAGUUGUUCAUAAGGACUUAUCCAAGAAUAAACCUCUAGUGCUAUUCAUGCACUUUCUACUUAUGGGACCUAUUGUUAGAUGUUUGGAGGCUGUUUUUAUUUAUCUUCAGUUGUUGAAGAAACAGUACGAAAAAGAGGAAACCUGUAUCAAUACAACACGAAGAAAGAUACUCCAAAACAGCAGCAAAGGGACACUGGAAUGGGAGAUUGCUCACUUAAUACAGAUACUAUACAUGCACUAUAAUGCCUUCAAAUGUAUGGCAUUGAUCCAGGCCUUCCUUGGGUCAGUGCCACAACUAACUUAUCAGUUAUAUGUCACCUUUACAGCACGUGAACUUCCCCUGGGUAGAGCUGUGCUGAUGACCUUUGCCCUGAUUUCUACUACCUAUGGGGCUAUCCUCUGUAAUGUAUUGGCCAUCCAAAUCAAGUAUGAUGACUAUAAGAUGAACCUACAGGCUCUAGAAUUCAUCUGUAUCACCAUCUGGCGUUGCCUGGAGAUAACCUCACGCCUCGUAAUACUGGUGCUCUUCUCUGCAUCCUUAAAAUUGAGAGCUGUGCCCUUCAUGUUAGGUGUUUUGAUGGUUCUCCUAUUGGAGCCCUGGGUUGAAUUUUGGAGAAGUGGUGCAAAGUUUCCUAGCAAUACUGAAAAAAAUAUUAGCCGAGUGAGCACUCUUGCCAUGCUUAUGUUAAUCACUAUUCUAUAUGCUGGCAUCAACUUCUCCUGCUGGUCAGCAGUGAGGCUGCGGUUGGCUGAUAGAGAAUUAAUUGAUAAAUCACAGAACUGGGGUCACAUGGCUCUACACUAUAGUCUUCGACUAAUAGAAAAUGUGAUCAUGGUAGUGGUGUUUAGAUUGCAAGGGGGGAAAGCAAUAGUGUAUUGCUGUGACUCACUAAUUGCCCUACAACUCAUCAUAACCUACCUGUUAUCCAUUGGUUUCAUGCUACUCUUCCAUCAGUAUUUGCAUCCAAGGUGGUCAGACAAAGCAUUACCAGAAUAUGCUGAAACUCAGCCUGAAGCAAUGUAAUACUGCUAUAAACAUUUGUAAAAACUGAAUAUUAAAAUUAAAGAAAAACACAAAUAUCUGA